Molecule: messenger RNA, 2258 nt
Organism: Ziziphus jujuba (common jujube)
Lineage: Eukaryota; Viridiplantae; Streptophyta; Magnoliopsida; Rosales; Rhamnaceae
Product: serine/threonine-protein phosphatase 2A 65 kDa regulatory subunit A beta isoform
Exons: 13
Coding region: 286-2049 (587 amino acids)
Biological process (GO): protein dephosphorylation
Cellular component (GO): cytoplasm; protein phosphatase type 2A complex
Molecular function (GO): protein binding; protein phosphatase regulator activity
Source: RefSeq, a predicted model, not a curated record
GAUUCCCACAUCCUUGCCAAACAAAAGCCUAAAAUUCUCGGGGCGGCUGUAGGAUUUGAAAUUCCGGUUUCCAUAGCGAUUGGUCUAAAAAACUCAAAAGAAAAAAGAAAUUAAAAAAAGAAAAAGGAAAAGAUCCCAGAUUCUGAGGGAAACUUAGCAGAUCUCUCUGUUCCUCACGCUCUCACUUAGAAAAAUCUCUUUCAUUUCCGUCGCUGCCACCGUCCAGAUCGACGUCUACAAACUAGACCCAAGCGAAAAAAAGAAAAAAAGAAAAAAAGAAGAGAAAUGGCUAUGGUGGAUGAGCCUCUAUACCCAAUUGCGAUUUUAAUUGAUGAGCUCAAGAAUGAAGAUAUUCAGCUUAGAUUGAACUCGAUCCGUCGACUAUCAACAAUUGCUCGUGCUCUUGGGGAGGAGAGGACCAGGAAGGAAUUGAUUCCUUUUCUUAGUGAGAAUAAUGAUGAUGAUGAUGAAGUUCUUCUUGCAAUGGCCGAAGAAUUGGGAGUUUUUAUCCCCUAUGUUGGAGGUGUAGAGCAUGCCAAUGUUCUGCUUCCACCUUUGGAAACUCUAUGCACUGUGGAGGAAACUUGCGUGAGGGACAAAGCAGUGGAGUCUUUGUGUAGAAUUGGGGCCCAGAUGAGGGAGCAGGACUUGGUUGAGUCCUUUAUUCCUUUGGUUAAGAGACUGGCUGCUGGUGAGUGGUUUACGGCUCGAGUGUCUUCAUGUGGUUUGUUUCAUAUUGCUUACCCAAGCGCUCCGGAGACAUUAAAAGCUGAACUACGAACAAUAUACAGUCAGCUGUGCCAAGAUGACAUGCCGAUGGUUAGAAGGUCUGCUGCAACUAACCUGGGGAAAUUUGCUGCUACUGUUGAACCCACCCAUUUGAAAACUGACAUCAUGUCAAUAUUUGAGGAUCUGACGCAGGAUGAUCAGGAUUCUGUCCGCUUAUUAGCUGUUGAGGGUUGUGCGGCUCUUGGGAAGUUGUUGGAACCCCAUGAUUGUGUGGCUCACAUUCUCCCUGUCAUAGUUAAUUUUUCACAGGACAAGUCAUGGCGUGUUCGUUACAUGGCUGCAAAUCAAAUAUACGAGCUUUGUGAAGCUGUUGGUCCAGAGCCUACUAGGUCAGAACUGGUGCCUGCAUAUGUUCGGCUGCUUCGUGAUAAUGAGGCUGAGGUCCGAAUAGCUGCUGCUGGGAAAGUGACGAAGUUCUGCCGAAUUUUGAGUCCAGAACUUUCAAUUCAGCAUAUCCUUCCAUGUGUGAAGGAAUUAUCAACAGAUUCAUCCCAAUAUUGUCGUUCUGCUUUGGCUUCAGUUAUAAUGGGCAUGGCACCUGUUUUAGGAAAGGAUGCAACCAUAGAGCAACUACUGCCUAUUUUUCUUUCUCUGCUGAAGGAUGAGUUUCCUGAUGUGCGGUUGAAUAUUAUCAGCAAGCUCGAUCAAGUCAACCAGGUGAUCGGAAUUGACCUGCUGUCCCAGUCUCUAUUACCAGCGAUUGUCGAACUUGCAGAGGAUAGGCACUGGAGGGUUCGGCUUGCAAUUAUAGAGUAUAUACCUCUAUUGGCAAGUCAGUUGGGUGUGCGGUUUUUUGAUGAUAAGCUUGGUGCCCUUUGCAUGCAGUGGUUAAAAGAUAAGGUUUACUCAAUACGUGAUGCAGCUGCUAAUAAUGUGAAGCGCCUUGCAGAAGAAUUUGGCCCUGAGUGGGCAAUGCAGCACAUAAUCCCACAGGUUUUGGACAUGAUUAACAACCCACACUAUCUGUACCGGAUGACCGUUCUACAUGCAGUUUCUUUACUUGCCCCUGUUAUGGGGUCAGAAAUAACUUGUUCCAAACUUUUGCCUGUAGUCGUUACCGCAUCAAAAGAUAGGGUACCCAACAUCAAGUUCAAUGUGGCUAAAGUUUUGCAGUCACUUAUUCCUAUUGUUGAUCAGUCCGUGGUGGAAAAGACGAUCAAGCCCUGUUUGGCGGAACUUAGUGAGGAUCCGGACGUCGAUGUGAGGUUUUUUGCGAGCCAAGCACUGCAAUCUAGUGAUCAGGUUAUGAUGUCUAGCUAGGUAGAUGCUGGUAGAAUAUUCAAAUUUAACAUCUUUUUGUUUCUUUCCAAUUGGUGAAGUUUGUUGGCAAUCUGAUGUAUGUAAUAUCUUACUUGAGGUGCAGAUUUCUUGGCCAGUCUGUAACUGUAUUUUGAUGUUUUGUGAGUCUAUUUCCAUGUAUCAGUAAUUUUUUUUUGCUUCAAUCUCAAUCUAGAUUUUAUCUUUUAAAA